CAAGAUAUUUAUUUCGUUGUGGCGAUGAUUGUAAUCAUAAAAAAAAGAUAUUUAUAGUUCUUUUAAAACAGUGAGAGGUGUGAUAAUUGCGUGAACUGUAAACUAGCUAAUAAAACAACAGUGCCGGCUUAAUUAGCGCUAAUUAUUGGUCGAAUCCUAAACGGACAAAUAGUGCGCUGGGUAUGGUCCGGAAACCGUCGUGUGUACACAGGAAUACGAAGUGUGCUCAAGAAGGGAAGUAGGGAGUGAUUUGGGACGCGGCCAACGUCAUGUUCACUUCAGUGCGAGGCUCGAGAUGUGGACUGUAACGUGGAGUGUUUGGGUUCUGUUAGUUUUCUGCUCGGUGUUUGGAGAAAGGCAACCAAGGCCGGUGUACUCAUGUGGUGGAAACAUGACUGGAACCUCGGGCCUCAUUGGGAGUCAGGGUUACCCCGGAGUUUACCCCCCCAACACCAAAUGCGUGUGGAGAAUCACGGUGCCUCAGGGUAAAGUGGUGUCCCUCACCUUCCGCUCCCUCGACCUCGAGAGCGACGGACUUUGCCGCUACGACUACGUGGAUGUGUACGACGGGUUCGUUAAAAGCCAGCGACUCGGACGCUUCUGUGGUUCCGCCCGGCCCGGAGCGCUGAUCUCCAACCACAACAGGAUGCAAGUCGUGAUGGUUUCGGAUGCCAACACGGCCGGGAGCGGCUUCCUGGCCGGAUACGCCGCUGUUCAUCCGAACGCGAGGGGGGAGAGGUACUGCGGCGGACUCCUGGACAAACCCUCAGGAACAUUCAUGACCCCUAACUGGCCCGACAGAGACUAUCCUCCAGGGGUCACCUGCUCGUGGCAUAUCGUAGCACCUGAGCACCAGGUAAUAGAGCUGAUGUUUGAGAAGUUCGAUGUGGAGAGGGAUAACUACUGCCGCUACGAUCACAUGGCGGUUUACAACGGUGCGGAUCCGAGCGACGCCAGUAGGAUCGGGAAGUUCUGCGGCGACAGCCCUCCUGUGCCGAUCUUCUCCGAGGGCAGCCACCUUUUCAUCCAGUUCGUCUCUGAUCUCAGCCUCACCGCAGAUGGCUUCAUCUGUCAUUACACGUUCAAGUCGAAGAACUCCACCAUCGCAGGUUCCCCGGUUCCCGUUACCGCACCCGCUCCCACCUCAGCGCACCCCGUCGCACUGACGUAUUCCGAAUCUCUCUGCAAGCAGAAGUGCAAGAGGAGCGGAACAAUCGAAAGUCAUUACUGCUUAAGCAACUUCGUGCUGACGGGAACGCUCGUCUCGGCUGCCAUGAGGGAACACAGCGUGCUCGCCACCUUCUCCAUCGCCAACCUGUACAAGGAAGGAAACCUGUCCAUCCAGCAGGCUGGAAAGAGCAUGAGCACUAAAGUCGUUAUCCUGUGUAAGAAAUGCCCUUUAGUCAGGAGAGGUCUGAACUACAUCGUCAUGGGUCACGUCGACGAGCAGGGAUAUGGCGUAGUUUCGCCACACAGUUUUGUGAUUGCCUUCAAGACUAAGAAGCAGAGAGACCUGGCUGUCUUGAGUAAUGUCCGUUGCUGACGGUCAUGCGGCGGCCAUGUUGGAUUUGCAGUCUCAUCAGAUCACACCACAUUUACACACCACAGUGGAAUAACAUAUUCUUCAGGCCAUACACCGAUCAGGCAUAACAUUAUGACCACUGACAGGUGAAUUGAAUACGACUGAGUAUCUCCUCAUCAUGGCACCUGUUAGUGGGUGGGAUAUAUUAGGCAGCAAGUGAACAUUUUGUGUGGACAAUGGACAAGGAUUAGAGCGAGUUUGACAAGGACCAAACUGUGAUGGCUAGACCACUGGAUCAGAGCAUCUCCAAAACUGCAGCUCUUGUGGGGUGUUCCUGGUCUGUAGUGGUCAGUCUCUAUCAAAAGUGGUCCAAGGCACACAGGGAGUGAAGGCUGGUCCAUGUGAUCAGAUCCAACAGACGAGCUACUGUUGCUCAGAUUGAUGAAGUAGUUAAUGCUGGUUCUGAAAGAAAGGUGUCAGAAUACACAGAGCAUGGCUGUUUUGGCAGCACCAACACAAUAUUAGGCAUGUGGUCAUAAUGUUAUGCCUGAUCGGUGUAAGUCUUCUUCGAGAGGUGAUCAGUAUGUUGAUUUGUUAUAUAUGUGACUAUCCACUUUAUUCGGAAUACAUUCGUGCAGUUAUCUAAUCAGCCAAUCAUAUAACGGCAGUGCACUACAGCAUAUAAAAUCAUACGGAUACAUGUUAAUAUUCACAUUAAACAUCAGAAUGGUGGCUGGUGCCAGAUGGACUGGUUUGAGUAUUUUCAUAAAGUUGAUCGUCUGAGAUUUUCACACACAAUAAAGUCUAGAGUUUAGACAGAAUGGUGUGGAAAAGCAGGGAAUAUCUGCAUCCUCACUGAUCAAAGAGAUCAGAGGAGAAUGACCAGACUGCCUGAGCUGACAGGAAGGAUAUACACUAUUUUGCCAAAUGUUUUGGGACACCCCUCCAAAUCAUUGAAUUCAGGUGGUGUUGUUCAGGGGAUGGUCUCGGCCCCUUAGUUCCAGUGAAAGAAACUCUUAAUGCUUCAGCUUCAUACGGAGACAUUUUGGACAAUUUCAUGCUUUGUGGGAACAGUUUGGGGAUGACCCCUUCCUGUUCCAACAUGACUGCACACCAGUGACCAAAGCAAGGUCCAUAAAGACAUGGAUGAGUGAGUUUGGUGUGGAGGAACGUCACAGAGUCCUGACCUCAACCCCAUAGAACACCUUUGGGAUGAAUUAGAGCGGAGACUGAGAGCCAGACCUUCUCGUCCAACAUCAGUGUCUGACCUCACAAAUGUGCUUCUAGAGGAAUGGUCAGAAAUUCCCAUAAACACACUCCUAAACCUUGUGGAAAGCCUUCCCAGAAGAGUUGAAGCUGUUAGAGCUGCAAAGGGCGGGGUUACAACUCCAUAUUACAUUCAUGUACAUGUAAAGGCCGAUGUCCCAAAACUUUUGGAAAUGUAGUGUAGUAACUUGGAUAAUCACUCUACAACCAUGGUGAGCAGAAAAGCUCAAAAACCACAUCAUCAAUGUUCCUAAUAAAGUGGAUGGUAUGUAUGAUCAGGUAAAUUAAUUUCAAAAGGGUUCACCUAUCAAUUAGCAUUCAUUUAUGUCUAUAUUUUAUUUAUACAUGCUGUACAUCUCUACUGUCAUUUGUCUAUGAACAUAAAAAUAACAUUGAAACUGUAUAUUUAGGUGUUUUUUUUUAAUCAUUAGUAUGUAUGUUUUGUGAAUCCAGAACAUAAUAGAAAUAUUUUUGUGAAUUUUGUACAAGCUUUGCAGGAUCUGAGGAUCUCAAAAGUCACCAGAAAUGAAGUGCUAAAUGCUGAAAUUGUAUCCUGGCCAGCCCUUUUGGAUAAAAGGAUAAAAGCAUCUGACUAAAAAUAAAUAAAUAUGAAUGCAGUGGACUAAACCCAAUAGUGAAGAACUGCCUCUUGUGGCAAAGAACAAUAUUUACAUGAACGAUUGCUUUUUUUUUUUCUUUUUUUUUUUUUAGCCAAAGAAUGAACAGAGCUGGAGCGAGAAAUCAAAAAAAGGGGUCGAAGAAGCUUUCAGAAUAAUUACACUGUGUUGUAUUUAGUUGACUCGGGCGUGUAAGUGGGUGCGCUUAUCUUGGUUCCAAUGAUAUUGAAUUUUGGAAACAAUGUGUGCAGUCCAUUUCUCAAAGGAUUUCCAAAAGCUUCCAAGUACACAGAAGAGCAGCAUGUGGCAUCUUUCCAUCCUCUGAAUGUCUAGACAUUUGCUGUUUUGCAAAAAAAAUGUUUUUGUAUUAAGUCCUCCACUCUGAGGUAUCUGGGCCAAAUUAGUAAUUAUAAUAGUAACUAUCAUUAUCUCACAUUUUUAUGAAGUUGUUUAAUUAUUACAAAAAUUAGACCUCUGUUAAAAAAGUAUAGUGUGUGUGAUAGCUUAAUAAAGAACUGGAUGUGGUACAUACACUAUUGUCAAAAGUUU
Molecule: messenger RNA, 3954 nt
Organism: Hemibagrus wyckioides
Lineage: Eukaryota; Metazoa; Chordata; Actinopteri; Siluriformes; Bagridae
Gene: pcolce2a
Product: procollagen C-endopeptidase enhancer 2a
Exons: 9
Coding region: 296-1543 (415 amino acids)
Molecular function (GO): protein binding
Source: RefSeq, a predicted model, not a curated record